CUUCGUUGAGAUAAGAGUGAAAGUGUUCUAAAAAGAAAAAAAUAAAAAUUCAGUGCAAAAAAAUUACUUCUUGUUACAAAAAAAUGGAUUCUUAUCCGCGACACAUAAUUUGGAACAACCACGACAGUCACAUGACUUCAUCAGUUCGUGAACUUUUACAAAAUAAAUCGCUAAUGGACAUUUCCAUCGUUUGCGGCGACAAAUCCUUCCAUGCACACAAAUUGAUUCUUUCCGCUGCUUCGCCCUUCUUUCAUCGUCUCAUCGAGGAAAAUCCCUGCAAACAUCCCAUUCUCAUCCUGAACGACUACCCAUCGUGGAUUAUCGAGCAAAUAAUUACUUUUAUCUAUUGCGGCGAAAUUCGCAUUCCGCAAGAAGCCAUUUUUGCAUUUUGUGACAUCGCGCGGGAAUUACAAAUCAAAGGCUUGAAUUUCGUGUCAGAAGUUAAAAGUCCUCUGAUUUCGCCCGUUUCAAAUGUCUCGUCAUCGUCUCAACCUCGUCGAAAGCAACCAAAGCCUCAUCGCCUGUCGGAACACGAAAAUGUUGGAACAGCAGCUCCUUUGGAUUUCUCGAUCAAGUCAGAAAAGUCAGAAUGUGUGAGUACGAGCAAUGUAUCGACGACGAUCGAAGAGCCAUGUGUGAAGCAAGAUAACGGUGCCAAAGAGAUGUGUGUCGAACGACGAAACAGCGUAUGUGAUACAGAGAAAGAAACGAAACUUUCGAAGACGAUGAUGAGUGAUAAAGAAUUGUUGAGUUUGCCGUAUCCGAGUUUGCAAUCUUUUAAUGCAAAAAUACCUCUCGAUGGUCUCUCGCCUGAUCUGAAAUCAACAAAAAUUAAGGAAAAAAUUACUUCUGAGAAACUUAAUAACACUACUCCGUACAACAAAGAUUAUCCAUUUAACAUUCAACGACAACAUCAAUCGGCACGCGGAGGACCACCCCGCAGUUGGACAAAUCAGGAUUUACUGAAUGCCUUGGAUGACGUUUGGAGCAAACGGAUGAACACAAGUCAAGCAGCGCGUUACCAUCGGAUUCCUUAUAACUCCUUGUUGAUGUACGUUCGAGGCAAAUAUGGCAAAACGUUGAAUAUUAAGCUGAAUGACAGUCAAGAGCAACAAAAAAUGAUGAAAAUUCCGACACCAACAAAGACUUCUGCCCUUUUGUCGCCGAGUCAGAUGAUGAUGACGCAAAUUCCGCAACACGCUGAUAUCUUUGGGGAUGAAAAUAAGUUGAGACAAUUAUUUUCGCAGAGCUUUCCGGCACAAGGAUGUCUUCCUCCCGCGGAAUUGUUGCAUAACUUUGCGGUUUUGAGUAAAGCAGCAGCUCAGCAAAAUAUUAAAUGAGAGUAUUUUUAAGAAUUUUUUGAUAAGAUGAAGUCCAGUGUUAAAAAAAGAACGAAUAUUUGAUAAGGUUUGAGUCUAAAAUUUAUUUAAAAUAAAUAAAGAGUAAUAAUAAUUAAUAAAAGUAA
This is a messenger RNA of Culicoides brevitarsis, 1465 nucleotides long. RefSeq names its product protein jim lovell-like. Lineage: Eukaryota; Metazoa; Arthropoda; Insecta; Diptera; Ceratopogonidae. The record is from RefSeq and is a predicted model, not a curated record. Gene Ontology annotation, biological process: regulation of transcription by RNA polymerase II. The transcript is spliced from 3 exons. Gene Ontology annotation, molecular function: DNA binding; protein binding. The coding region runs from base 84 to 1340 and encodes 418 amino acids. Gene Ontology annotation, cellular component: nucleus.